Mesocestoides corti is the source of this 516-nucleotide messenger RNA. Lineage: Eukaryota; Metazoa; Platyhelminthes; Cestoda; Cyclophyllidea; Mesocestoididae. The record is from the annotation of a GenBank genome assembly.
AUGGCAUGCGAUCGGGUGGUUUACAGAUCCUUCGAUGUUGGCGAGACGACAGGAAAGAGCCGACACCUAACUGGUCGCGUUUGCCCUUUCUGUGUUCCCGCGUCGUCUGUCGACUCACCAUCGAAUUCCUUAGUGCAGAAACUCGCCACCGGCGCGAAUUCGCUCGCAACGAGGAGAUCCAAAUCGUCCAGAGCGAGUUUAGACCGCGUGCUCGCCUUCAAACGCGCUGCCACCAGCCUCAGGCGAAUUCAUGCCAAACGCAAUCGGCACAACUGCAGUCUUCCGCUUAUGCGAGACGUGAUUGUACACUACUUUGAGCGUCAACCGGUGGCGGGUCAGGCCGAAAUUUACCGCGUGGACAGGGCUGUCGCAGCACUCUACGGUUCUGGCAUCGGUGAGAGAAUAAAAGACGAGACCGCUGGUGGCCCCUCCAAACGCUCCCGACUAACCACCCCAUCCGAUUUCCACUCGUGGCCCUUGAGACUUCAACGGGCUCUGACGAAUGUUCCUCUUCCC